Chaetomium globosum CBS 148.51 is the source of this 1083-nucleotide messenger RNA. RefSeq lists its product as uncharacterized. The transcript is spliced from 3 exons. Gene Ontology annotation, molecular function: zinc ion binding; alcohol dehydrogenase (NADP+) activity. The record is from RefSeq and is a predicted model, not a curated record. Bases 1 to 1083 code for a protein of 360 amino acids. Gene Ontology annotation, biological process: alcohol metabolic process. NCBI's taxonomy places the organism in Eukaryota, Fungi, Ascomycota, Sordariomycetes, Sordariales, Chaetomiaceae.
AUGCCGUAUCCUGAGAAGUUCACCGGGCUCCAGGUCAAUGGGCCGGAUACCUGGCUGGAAUUCAACAAGAACGAGUUCCAACCGAAGCCGUUUGGCGAUUACGAUGUCGACGUCAAGAUCGAGUGCUGCGGCGUUUGCGGCAGCGACCUCCACACCAUCAGCGGCGGCUGGGGCGAGCAGAAGUUCCCCCUGGCUGUUGGGCAUGAGAUCGUGGGGACGGCGGUUCGGGUAGGACCCAAGGUGACGCUGAUCAAGGAAGGGCAGCGCGUGGGCGUGGGCGCGCAGAGCUACGCCUGCCUCGACUGCCGCCAGUGCAAGAACGACAACGAGACGUACUGCCGGAAGCAGCUCGACACGUACGGCGCCGUGUGGCCGGACACGGGUAUCGUCUCGCAGGGCGGCUACUCUUCACACGUGCGGACACACCAGCACUGGGUCUUCCCCAUCCCCGACAGCCUCCCGAGCACAGUGGCGGCCCCCAUGCUCUGCGCCGGCCUGACGGCCUACUCGCCGCUGGUGCGAAAUGGGUGCGGGCCCGGGAAGAAGGUGGGAAUCGUGGGGCUGGGCGGCAUCGGUCACAUGGGUGUGCUGUUCGCGAAGGCCCUCGGGGCCGAGGUGUGGGCGAUCAGCCGGACGCAUGCCAAGGAGGCGGACGCGCGCAAGCUCGGGGCGGACGGGUUCCUGGCGACGGCAGACAAGGACUGGAACGUGCCGCACGUCAUGACGUUUGACCUGAUCGUCAACACGGCCAGUAGCUUCGACGGGUUCGACCUCGACGCCUACCUGAGCCUGCUCGACGUGCACGCCAAGUGGGUGAGCGUGGGCCUGCCUGAGGACGACGGCAUCAAGAUCCGCAACCAGACCUUCCUCAGCAACGGCUGCUUCUUCGGCAGCUCGCAUCUCGGCAGCCGGAAGGAGACGCUCGAGAUGCUGCAGCUGGCGGCCGACAAGGGGAUCAACACGUGGGUGGAGGAGGUGCCCAUCAACGAGAAGAACCUGGCCGACAUCAUGCAGCGGCUGCACAAGAACGACGUCAAGUACCGAUUCUGCCUGACCAAUUACCAGGACCAGUUUGGGGCUUGA